This is a messenger RNA of Guillardia theta CCMP2712, 315 nucleotides long. RefSeq lists its product as hypothetical. NCBI's taxonomy places the organism in Eukaryota, Cryptophyceae, Pyrenomonadales, Geminigeraceae. Bases 1 to 315 code for a protein of 104 amino acids. The record is from RefSeq and is a predicted model, not a curated record. The transcript has a single exon.
AUGUCCGGCAAGUACGGCUCUGGUCCUGAGCUGUUCUGGUCUUGUUGUGCCAUGUUUGUCGCUCAGCCUCAGCACAUUCGACGACAACCGAGAUCUUUCUACCGGGAUGGCUUGCGGGAGCUACUGAGAACACACAUGAUCUCUUACUACACAGGCAGAUGGUUCGAGUUCUCAUGGUACUACCUAUGGCAUGACGACAAGACGCAACAGAAGCUCAGCAACAAGUCGCUCUACGUUGAGAUCGACGAUGUCUACGCCGAGGUCUUCGACGUCGCUCGCGGGUUUGAAGAUCUUCAUAGAGUGAUCGAGGCGUAA